Cynoglossus semilaevis (tongue sole) is the source of this 3009-nucleotide messenger RNA. RefSeq names its product intraflagellar transport 88 homolog (gene ift88). NCBI's taxonomy places the organism in Eukaryota, Metazoa, Chordata, Actinopteri, Pleuronectiformes, Cynoglossidae. Gene Ontology annotation, cellular component: centriole; non-motile cilium; ciliary base. The transcript has 25 exons. The coding region runs from base 658 to 2994 and encodes 778 amino acids. The record is from RefSeq and is a predicted model, not a curated record. Gene Ontology annotation, biological process: non-motile cilium assembly; inner ear receptor cell stereocilium organization; kidney development. Gene Ontology annotation, molecular function: kinesin binding.
CAAAGUUAUUAACAUUGGUUAGGUUAUUAAGAAAUAUGUUAAAGUUAUGCAAAAUAACUUUAUAAUUUUGCUCUACAAAGAAAAAAAAUGCAAGACGGCACAAAAUUAGCUUAAACGUAGCUUAUUAGCUAAGUUAGCUAAAAAUACUGUUAUAUAAUGUAGCCAAUAAGAUGACUUAUUUUAGUUGGUGAUUCAGAUAAUGUUUUCUACAAGAGCGGCCUCUUCUGUUCAAAUUGGACACCAACAGACUGACAUGACAAGUGACGCUAAAAUCUAUAACAUUUUGGUAUUAAAAAUGUACUUUUACCUCCAUUUUUUUUAAAGAGUUGCUUUUUGUUUCCUCUGAACAACAUUUUUCAAAUGUAAAGCGGGGUUGUUUGUCAAAAUAGUGCAUUGUCGUUUCACAGUAAUGUUUAACCAGCCAUGACUUGGCUUUUUUAACCCUGAACAUGAGUUUGUUCGUGUGUUCCUAAAAUAACAGGAAGCUGCUGACACUGCAUGUUCUUGUGUCUUUCUCUGUAGGUUGAGGGAAAUGGAAAAUGGAGUCCUGACAUGGCUGGUUAACAAGCAGUAAGGCCACUACGUAGAAGCUUGGAGUUGGAUAAUGAUGCAGGAUUUCAGCAAGCAGUGAGGACAAGUCAUGGAAGAAGACCUCCUAUGACGGCCAAGUUUCCUGGCACAGCUAUUGGAGCUCGUCCUCUUGCUACUUCAUUUGGUCCUCGGACUUCUAUGACCUCAUCAAUGGGCAGACCAAUGACUGGAGCUGUGCUGGAUGGAGCUGCCCGACCCAUGACCGCAGUCAGAGCUGCAGGUUACACAUCAUCACUGACCCGUGGUUCAACCUUUGACCCUUUGGGUCAGUCCAGAGGCCCUGCUCCUCCUUUGGAAUUAAAGACUGAGGAUACGCCUGAGGAGAAGAUCAAAAUCCUGGAAAAAAAAGUAAAUGACCUAAUAGAAGAGAGUUCCAUGGCACAGAGCAUGGGAGCCCUGCAGCUGGCUCUUGAAAAAGCAAAAGAAGCGGGGAGGAAGGAGAGAGCUCUGGUGAGGCAGAGAGAACAGUCUGGAAAUGGAGACCACAUCAAUUUAGAUCUCACUUACUCUGUUUUGCUGAACCUGGCCAACCAGUACGAGAACAAUGAAAUGUACCCAGAGGCUCUGAACAGUUACCAGGUCAUAGUAAAGAACAAGAUGUUCAGCAAUGCAGGCCGGCUCAAAGUCAACAUGGCCAACAUCUACUUCCAACAGAAAAACUACCCCAAAGCCAUCAAGUUCUACCGCAUGGCCCUGGACCAGAUCUCCAAUGCUCACAAGGAGAUGAGGAUCAAGAUCAUGCAGAACAUUGGUGUGGUUUUCAUACGUAUGGGCCAGUAUUCAGAUGCCAUUACGUCCUUCAGUCACAUCAUGGGCGAGAGCCCCAACAUUAAGACUGGCUUCAACCUCAUUCUGUGCUACUACGCCAUCGGAGACAGAGAGAUGAUGAAGAAGGCCUUUCAGAACCUCAUCUCUGUCCCUCUGGGAAUCGAUGACGAGGACAAGUACAUCCCAUCCAACGACGACCCCAGUUCAAACAUGGUGGUUGAAGCCAUUAAGAACGACAAGCUUCACCAGAUGGAGAGAAAUCUAAAAUCCCUGACUGAAAAAUACAUCAUGACGGCUGCCAAGCUCAUUGCUCCUGCUAUUGAAACUUCAUUUGCUGCUGGAUUCGACUGGUGUGUGGACAUGGUGAAAGGUUCCCAGUAUGUUGAACUGGCCAACGAUCUGGAGAUCAACAAAGCCAUCACCUACCUCAGACAGAAGGACUUCAACCAAAUUGAGGCAGUAGAAACCUUGAAAACGUUUGAGAAGAAGGACAGCAGAGUGAAGAGUGCGGCAGCCACCAACCUCUCUUUCCUUUACUUCCUGGAGAAGGACUAUGACCAGGCUGACCGUUAUUCUGAUCUGGCCAUGAACGCAGACCGCUACAAUCCAGCCGCUCUGAUCAACAAGGGCAACACGGUGUUUGUCAGACAGGACUACGAGAAGGCAGCAGAGUUCUACAAAGAGGCUCUGAGGAACGACUCCUCCUGCACUGAGGCCCUGUACAACCUCGGGCUGUGCUAUAAGAAACUCAGCCGUCUGGACGAGGCUCUGGACUGUUUCCUCAAGCUCCAUGCUAUUCUGAGGAACAGUGCUCAGGUCAUGUACCAGCUGGCCCAAAUCUAUGAACUCCUGGAGGAUCCCCAACAGGCCAUUGAGUGGUUGAUGCAGGUGAUCAGUGUGAUCCCCACUGACCCUAAGAUACUGGCCAAACUGGGAGAGUUACAUGACGCAGAGGGCGACAAGUCCCAGGCGUUUCAGUACUACUAUGAGUCCUUCAGGUAUUUUCCGUCUAACAUUGAUGUGAUCGAGUGGCUGGGGGCCUACUACAUCGAGACUCAGUUCUGCGAAAAAGCCAUUCAGUAUUUUGAGAGAGCUACACUCAUACAACCAACACAGGUGAAGUGGCAGCUGAUGGUAGCGAGCUGCUACAGAAGGAGUGGAAACUACCAGAAAGCUUUGGGCACGUAUAAAGACAUCCACCGCAAGUUUCCAGAGAAUGUUGAAUGUCUGCGAUUUCUGGUGAGGCUAUGCACAGACAUAGGCCUGAAGGAAGUCCAGGAAUACGCCACCAGACUGAAGAAGGUGGAGAAGAUGAAGGAAAUCAGAGAACAGAGAGUGAAAUCAGGGCGAGAGGGCAGCGCCAGAGGUCGCAGAGAAGGCAGAGAUGGGAGCGCUGGGAGUGCAGACAGCAGCCACAGCAGCAGCAGUGCUAAAGGGGAGCGACUCAGCGCCAAGAUGCGAUCACUUCCUGCCUCCAACGAGCCCUACGAGACCAGCAGCCCGAAAGAGCUGGACGCAUCCUACGUGGACCCACUGGGACCUCAGAUGGAAAGACCAAAGACGGGAGCCAAGAGACGCGUGGAAGAGGACGAUUUUGCAGAUGAAGAGUUGGGAGACGACCUGCUGCCGGAGUAGCCGCUUCAAAAAAAA